GCUGGUACCAUGUACACAAUAUUUUCAAAUACAUUGGGGAUAGGGUCAUCAGCUAUCCACGAGUAAAUCUCUCGAUAAUUUUUUCUGUCGUCGGAGUGCAAUGGAAGACUUAAUGAAUGAUGGAAAUUCUGCCCCAGAGGUGGAUCCGGCUGCCGAAUUUCUUGCCCGAGAGCAAGAUGAACUUGCAGGGUUGGAAGACGAUAACUUCGUCAGUGGGGAUCCGGCGCCAGCAACAGACCCGGUCGUACAAUCGGGAGGCUUACUUGGUGAUGACUUAGGAAGUUUUGAAGCAGCUCCUGUCAUGCAGGAUGGAAGUGAGGCUCAACUUAAUGGUCCAUCUGACACCUACACAUCAAUCUCACAGGCAGACAGGCUCGCUAACGAACCGGAGAAGAUCAGGAAAUGGAGAGAAGAACAGAAAGAAAUGUUGGAAAAGAAAGAUGCCGAAGCGGAGAAAUUACAGAAUGAGUGGAAAGAGAUUGCCAAGAAAGAAGUUGUUGAAUGGAAUGCACGACAAGCUGAACAGUUCACCAAGACCCAAUCUUCCAACAGGGCUGCUGAGAAAGCAUUCAUCGAGGAGCGAGAUGAGGUCACCCCCGGCCAGGAAUGGGAACGGAUUGCUCGCCUGUGUGACUUUAACCCAAAGAACAACAAGAACUGUAAAGAUGUCACGCGACUCCGGUCCAUACUGCUCCAUCUCAAGCAAACAGGAAUGGCCAAAUAAAAUGGUCAAAAGGGGAGGGGGGGAAAUGUUUUAGAAUUGUGAGUCAUAAAUGUAUAGUAGUCACACACACAAAUUCCAUUUCCUGGGGCACUUCAGUAUUUUUCUACCCACCUUUUUUCUAUUAGAGCCUUAAAAAAAGUUCAUCAUUCGCAAUGCCAAACCUGAAGGGAUGGGGAAUUUGUAGUUUAGGAUAGGACCAAGUUUCCGUCUUGGUUCGGCCGCACACACUCUGAGCAUGGCAAGCGUUGUGCCACAAGCGUUGGGAAUUUUUGUAAGGUUAUCAAGUCAAAAUUACGACCAAGGCUUUGCCAGGUACAAAGAUGAUCAUAAGUUUUGAAUGUUUUGAUGUUUGUUGCAUGCAUGGAAAAUGGAGAUUUUACAUUGACCUGGUUUCGUUGCAUGUACUCCAAGAGAAGAUUUCUUCAACGUUUUGUUAAGAUAUCUGGCAUGACAUCUGACAUGUCACAUGUGUCGCUGAUGUGUUGUGGUCUUAGGUUUCAGGUGUCAUUUUAUCAUUUGGCAGUUUAUUCUAGAAGGAAAAACUUACAAACAAAAGCUUAGAAGGAGAAACAUAGAAAAGAAAGCAGUCACAGAGUUGUCUUCAAUUUGACAGAUCUUUCCUUUGGAGAAAUGAAAAUUCCUCCAGUGCCACCAUCUGUCCCCUCAUGCCCUCCCAAGAAGUCAUGAUGUGUACCAUUCCAGUACGGUAGACCAAUAAUUUGUCUAUGAUAGUGUGGACCUGAAUGUGUUGUAUAUGUUUGAUAGCUGAAAAGGAGUCCAUGUAUCUUUAGGUGAAGGAAGAUGGAAGAACACGUUUGUGCCAGAUUUAGUAACAGGUUGACAGAAUGGGCUUUGUGUUUGAUAGUCGGGAAAUAUUGAGAGGAAAUUGGACACCAUUUGUGUAAUUUGAAAUUUGUAGUGUAGGAUAUUACUUUAAAUUGUCAGUUGAGUUACUUAUGAGAGAAGUUAGCAAGACCCCACAUGUACAUGUUUUUCUCACCCGAGUAGUCUCAGGGGAGGAGACAGUGCGAGUGGAACUGAUAUCAUAGCCAGAUGCUGUAUCUUCUUGUUGGGUCUCACAGGAACUGUAACCAAGUUCAUUCUGAGACAAGCAGGCUGAGGUCAUGAUAAUUGAAAGGUCAUACUGCCAAAAUAGACAUCACUUCUCAGACUGCAGUACGUAGAGGAAUUUUAAGACGAUCCCCAGCUCUGCUCGGUAAAAAAGAGAAGUGAAUGGGAAAUGAUGUACAGAACUGUUUGGUUUGACUUGCAGUUCCAGUUUUGGUACAACUGUUCUUAUCAACAUGCUUAAAUACUGUUGUCUUCAAUUUUUGGAGAGCCACCAAAUAAUUCUCUGCCCCAGUCGAUUUUUUAAAAAUUAUUUGCAUUGGAAAUAGAACACUGUAGUUGAGGUUGGACCUCUCUCAUCCAAAGAGGGCACAUUUCAUGUCCUUGGUUAGGAGUCACCUUCUUAUUGCUUUUACAAUAUUGUGCUGUGUGUUCACUUUGAAAUAUAAGCAAGUUCUGCCCAUGAAACUAUGCUUUACUGUUUUAGCAUGUGUAAGAUCCUAGUAUCCAUCCUUUUGUUUUCCCCAUUGUAACUGUAACAAAUUAGCAUACACCUUAAGUUAGCUUGGCCGUUACUGAUAUGUGUACUUGACCAACAUUUUGAAAUCCAGUCUCUCAAAACUUAACAUUCAAUGUUGGAGUUUGUUUUCCGCAAUCUAUAUGUUAUGCUUUCCAUUACAGUUGAUUCACAACAGUGUGCCUCCAAGAGUUUGUAACACGUUGGCCAAAUUGUUAUGUACGAAAUCUUUCGACCCUACGCGCAUUUGGAAAGGGUCAACAGAUUUCGUGCGUUGUGAUUGGUGAACGCGUUGCAAACUCUUGGAGGCGCACUAUUGUGAAUCGCCCGCAUUGGUUCUGAAACUGUUGAUUAUAUCAUCUGUGAAAUUAUCAUGAAAUAAUAAAUGAAUUUGUACAGAUGCCGGCUAUUCAUGUAGUGUUACAGCUUCACUAAAUUCAUAACUCAGCCUUGUAGUGUCUACUGCAGUAAUAUACCCCCUUGUGUUUUGAUUGGUAAUCAUAUUUUUGUGAUAUUGUAUAACAAUGUAUGGAUACUUGUUUAGUAUUAAAUGCUCCAUGAAUAUUAUUCCAGGAAAUGAU
This is a messenger RNA of Acanthaster planci (crown-of-thorns starfish), 2890 nucleotides long. Its product is annotated as clathrin light chain B-like. Lineage: Eukaryota; Metazoa; Echinodermata; Asteroidea; Valvatida; Acanthasteridae. Gene Ontology annotation, cellular component: plasma membrane; clathrin coat of trans-Golgi network vesicle; clathrin coat of coated pit. Gene Ontology annotation, molecular function: structural molecule activity; clathrin heavy chain binding. Gene Ontology annotation, biological process: intracellular protein transport; clathrin-dependent endocytosis. The record is from RefSeq and is a predicted model, not a curated record.